Messenger RNA from Musa acuminata subsp. malaccensis (wild Malaysian banana), 855 nucleotides. RefSeq lists its product as uncharacterized. NCBI's taxonomy places the organism in Eukaryota, Viridiplantae, Streptophyta, Magnoliopsida, Zingiberales, Musaceae. The record is from RefSeq and is a predicted model, not a curated record.
CUCCUUCCUUCACCGUUCGAAAAAUGCAGUUAUAAUUAGUCGUCCUCACCCUAAAUUUGAAGUCUCUCAUCGCCCAAAACUAUUUGCAUUGUUACGCCAAAUCUCCGCCGAUCUCUUUCUCUCUCUAAAGCCUUUCUUCCCUCUUUGCCUUCUCUCCCACUGGAGAUGGAUGACUUCGAACGGAGGAACCGGGACGAGCACCGGUACUCGGCCGCCGACCACGAUCGCGGCCAUCCGCCGUACGACGGCGGCUACCGCAACGAGUUCCGAGCCUACGGCGCAGGCGCCGGAGACCGUAGGCUGGAGAUCGUGAAGGGGAACGUCUUCAGCGCCAACCAGACCUCCUACUACGCCGCCGACCGGGACCGGCAUCCUUCGCCGCCGCCGCGGCGCCGGUCUCGGGAUCCGCCGUUCCCGCCGCCCCAACGCAGCGGCUUGUCGUCUGCGGGGUCUAGCGCCUGGUGCUUCACCGACCCGGAGGCGAAGCGGCGGCGGCGGGUAGCCAGCUACAAGGCGUACGCGGUGGAGGGCAAGGUGAAGGCGUCGUUCCGGAAGGGGUUCCGGUGGAUCAAGGUCAAAUGCUCCGAGCUCGUCCACGGUUGGUGAGCGAGGCGGAAGGGAAGCGGAUGGCGCCGCUUUGUGGUGACUUUUAUGGAGGUAUUAUUGGUUUCUUUGGAUGCAAACAAUAUGUUUGUGUUUAUUACAUAUGAUUCUCUUUGUUUUCUCCUUGGAAACUCUUUAUCUAAUGUGAGACUGUAGGAGUGAACUUUUAGAUUAAAUGUCUUAAUAUUGAGUAAUUGAAGAUCAAUGUAAAGGAGCUUUUUAUAUUCUUAAAAGAUGCUGCUUAAAAUUUCA